This is a messenger RNA of Fusarium falciforme, 942 nucleotides long. Its product is annotated as FAD binding domain protein. The transcript has 4 exons. Gene Ontology annotation, molecular function: FAD binding; monooxygenase activity. Bases 1 to 942 code for a protein of 313 amino acids. The record is from RefSeq and is a predicted model, not a curated record. Lineage: Eukaryota; Fungi; Ascomycota; Sordariomycetes; Hypocreales; Nectriaceae.
AUGAAGCAGUCUGAUUUCCGAGCGGAGCUGCUACGGCUGGCAACUGCCCUACCUGCGGAUGGUAUCAAGGGAGAGCCUGUGCGCAUGGUCUUCAACACUGCUGUUGUUGAUGUUGAUCCUGAGGUUGCUUCUGUUACGCUGGGUGACGGGUCUAUUGUUCAGGGAGACGUCGUUAUCAUCGCUGACGGUAAGAACGGAAAUACUUGCUACCGCAUCGCCAUCUCCUCUGAUGAGGUCAAGGACGCUGUCGGCUACCUGCCCGAGUGGUGGGACCCCGAGACGGCCGACAAUCGCAUCAACGCCCUGCAGGUGUUGGAUGGCACGAAUCGUCUUGUUGUCCCGUACCCCCUGCGACAUUACGACUACAUGAACAUCUCGUGUCUCUUCCCCACGCGAAAUGACCGGGGAGGUAUUGAAGAGUCUUGGUAUGCAGAUGGUGAUCGCAAGGAGUUGAUUAGCACCUUUGUCGACUUUUACGAGCCCAUCCGAAAGAUACUCAGCAUUGCCAAAGAGGUCAAGGUUUGGGACCUUCAGGACAUGGAUCCUCUCCCAAACUGGCACAGGGGACGCGCCAUUGUGAUUGGCGACGCCGCACACGCCAUAACGCCCAUGCAAGGCCAGGGAGCCAACAUGGCAAUGGAGGAUGCAGACAGUCUUAGGCUGUUGCUUCCAGGCAUGGACGAGGAUGAGAUCAAAUCGGUGCUCGCCAAGGUCGGCUGUGGGCAAGAAUGGCUCAACUGCAGAGACGAGGAGAUGACCGUUGAUCUCCGCACGCGUCUGCCCUCGUCGAUCUCUCAUCCAGACACCAGGCAGGCCAUGCCACGCACGUGUGCUAGCUACCGCUACGAUGGUGAACAAUGCCUUCUGAUAGAUGAGGUGCAUCUGACAGAGAUGCUCAUGGAGGACUCCUUCGUCACCUUGUGGGAUGCAAUAUUUGUGUAG